UAAUUUGUUGAUUAGAGCGUACAGCUAAUGAAAGUCCAAAAUCCAGUAUCUCAAAAUAUUAGAAUAUUUACAUUUGAGUUUCAUUAAAUGACCAUCCCUACAGUAUAAAUUCCGGGUAUCUCUUGUUCUUUGAAACCACACUAAUGGGGAAGACUGCUGACUUGGCAAUGGUCCAGGAGACAAUCAUUGACACCCUCCACAAAAAGAGUAAGUCACAGAAGGUCAUUACUGAAUGGGGUGGCUGUUUACAGAGUGAUGUAUCAAAGCAUAUUAAAUGCAAAGUUGACUGGAAGGAAGAAAUUGGGUAGGCAAAGGUGCACAAGCAACAGGGAUGACCGCAAGCUUGAGAAUACUGUCAAGUAAAGCCGAUUCAAACACUUGGGAGAGCUUCACAAUGAGUAGAAUGAAGCCGGAGUCAGCGCAUCAAGAGUCACCACACUCAGACAUCUUCAGGAAAAGGACUACCAAGCCACUUCUGAACCAGAAACAACAUCAGAAGCAUCUUACCUGGGCUAAGGAGAAAAAGAACUGGACAGUGAACAGUGGUCGAAAAUCCUCUUUUCAGAUAAAAGUAAAUUUUGCAUUUCAUGUUGAAAUCAUGGUCCCAGAGUCUGAAGGAAGACUGGAGAGGCACAGAAUCCAAGCUGCUUGAAGUCUAGUGUGAAGUUUCUGAAGUCAGUAAUGAUUUGGGGGGGCGUGACGUCUGCUGGUGUUGGUCCAUUGUGUUUUAUCAAGUGCAAAGUCAAUGCAGCCAUCUUCCAGGAGAUUUUGGAGCACUUUAUGCUUCCAUCUGCUGACAAGCUUUAUGGAGAUGCUGAUUUCCUUUUCCAGCAGGACUUUAGCAUCUGCCCACAGUGCAAAAACCACUUCCAAGUGGUUUGCUGAGCAUGAUAUUACUGUGCUUUAUUGGCCAGCCAAUAUGCCUGACCUGAAUCUAUGGGAUAUUUUCAAGAGAAAGAUGAGAAACAGUCGAUCCAACAAUAUACAGAUGAUCUGAAGGCUCAAUAGUGCCUCAGCAGUGCCACAGGCUGAUCACUUCCAUGCCACACUUCACUGAUGCAGUAAUUUGUGCUAGGAGCAAGUCAUUUGCUGUAAUAUGUCCUGCCGAUCAAGUAUUGAGUGCACAAAAGAACAUACUUUAAAGAACUUGAACUUUUCUGUUUUGCAAAUCCAUUUUUUGAUUGAUCUUAGGAAAUAUUCUAAUAUUUUGAAAUACUGGAUUUUGGACUUUCAUGAGCUGUACGCUCUAAUCAUCAAAAUUUAAAAAAAAAAAAACUUUUGAAAUGUUUUACUUUACAUGUGGGGAAUCUAGAAUAUAUGAAAGUUUCAUUUUUAAAAAUAAUUUAUAAUAAAAAAAAUGAACUUUUUGAUGAUAUUCUAAUUAUAUGACCAGCACCUGUAUUUCUCUCAUAGUAAAUUACAUCCAAUAAAGAAAUUAAUAACCUUGGAGAGUUCUCCUGCAAGCUUCUAUCAAGACAAAAUGACGAUAUUUUAUUGGACUUUUGUGGGGGGAAAAAACGUAAAGCUUAAAAAACUGUGAGGAAUCAUUUUUUGCAACAACAACAACAACAGUAGUAGUAGUAGAAGACCUAGCAGUAGUAGUGAUAAUAAUAAUAAUAAUAAUAUGUAAUUGUUGCAAUAUGCUAUUAAUGGUAGCCUACUAGUACUUCAAUAUUUCGUGAAUUAAUAGAAAAGUCAUUCUUUAAUGAUGAGAAGCUUGACUUAUUCGCGCGAAUCAGUUCCGUUUCAAAUAACCAAUUAAAAAACGUUUCGAUGGUUUUUACGUCACAACUACGUCAUCGCGUGGUCCCUUGUAUGUAAAUGAUUCUUAAUAUUUCCUUUAGAUAUCCUGUGACUUUACAUACGAAUGUUUUUUUAUUCUAAUGUUCUCCUGAAGGUGUUUGUAUAUUUGAAUAAAAAAUAGUUUCUUGAAUAAAAAAAAAAUACCCCUUAGACCGUUUAUAAUUUUAUUAUUGUUGUUAAAUUCUGUUUUGAGUUGUAACUGUGUGUAUUUGCUCUUAUAUAUGUUCAAUAAAUAAAUAAAUAAAUACCGCUCAGACCGGUUUUUGUGAACGGGUUUCACAGAUUCAGUGAAAAGAUCCGACUCAAAAGAACGACUGGUUCACAAAUCGGACAUUGCUCGUUAAGGCCUGAGGUGGUGUGUGAGCUGCUAAAUAACGGUUGUCCGUUAUUGCUUAUGAACGUUUUAAUUUUCUCGUUUUAAUUUUCCAGAACUUUUCUACUUCACUAUCCACGUUUGGUUCAGGAAUACUUUAAUUUGAACGUCGUCACACAGUAGAGGUCUGAAGAAGGAUUAUUGCAUCAAUCGAGGCCUUCCACCUGUUUCUGUGCGAACUGAAGUGAUAAACACCACCGCAUAAGCAUGUUUAAAGGCAAAACCGCAUGGUUCUCCAGCAGUGUUGGACAGGGGGUAACCAGCUUCUGGGGAUAUAUCACAGUGAGGACUAUGUAAAUAACAGGGCAACAGUUUUCCACAGCAAUUUCCUGUCAGCAUGUAAACCUCGCCAGAGUGUAAAAUCUGUGCCUAUUGGCCACUAUGUGCUUCCCCCAGACUCCAUCCAGAAUGAAAUGAGAGUGGUAAUUGGAAGGUUUAUUUGGGAAAAGGAUGAACAGGUGAUGUGUGAAGAACAAUUAAAAACUGAAAUGUCUGAAGACAGUCUGUCUGAUGAGACUGAAGAUCAACCAGUGAGAGAGAAGAACAGCCAGGAUGAUUACCAGGCUGUUGCAUCACCGAACAAAGUGUGUUCAUGCUGUGAGAUGCGGCAAUAUCCUGUUAACAACAUGAUCUCAGGAUAUGCUCAUAUCGAUCAAAUGAAGAGGUAUUCAGGAGAACUUUAUGAUUUUCUUCCCUCCCUCCAUGGCCAUAAUGUUUCAAGAUCUAAUAAUGUGACACCUCCUUAUUGUCACAAAGAAAUGUAAUACUGUAUAUUGUGCCUCGUAUAAAUCCACUUCUCGUUGUUUCAUAUGUUUCACUGACAAAAGUAUUUAAUGCAACUGGGUGUUCAUUUUCAGUUUCUGCAUAUCUCAUAUGAAUCUGCUUCUUCAGUAAAUCACACUUUUCCCAGCAAUAUGAAAUCCAAUCCCUGUAUGUGAACAGAGGUGAUUUGAUAUGGGUUACAGAGAAUAGCAAUAGUAAUAUUAAAAGUACAUACUUGA
Ctenopharyngodon idella (grass carp) is the source of this 3177-nucleotide messenger RNA. It is a transcript of the gene terb2, whose product is annotated as telomere repeat binding bouquet formation protein 2. Gene Ontology annotation, cellular component: nuclear inner membrane. The record is from RefSeq and is a predicted model, not a curated record. The transcript has 6 exons. Bases 2404 to 2940 code for a protein of 178 amino acids. Gene Ontology annotation, biological process: homologous chromosome pairing at meiosis; meiotic attachment of telomere to nuclear envelope. NCBI's taxonomy places the organism in Eukaryota, Metazoa, Chordata, Actinopteri, Cypriniformes, Xenocyprididae.